Messenger RNA from Tupaia belangeri chinensis (Chinese tree shrew), 2956 nucleotides. It is a transcript of the gene DAB2, whose product is annotated as DAB adaptor protein 2. NCBI's taxonomy places the organism in Eukaryota, Metazoa, Chordata, Mammalia, Scandentia, Tupaiidae. Gene Ontology annotation, cellular component: intracellular membrane-bounded organelle; clathrin-coated pit; cytoplasm. Gene Ontology annotation, biological process: receptor-mediated endocytosis; negative regulation of canonical Wnt signaling pathway; positive regulation of endocytosis. Bases 343 to 2652 code for a protein of 769 amino acids. The record is from RefSeq and is a predicted model, not a curated record. Gene Ontology annotation, molecular function: cargo receptor activity; clathrin-cargo adaptor activity. The transcript has 15 exons.
CAGACACGUUGAGGGGGAGUUACCAAGCCCAAGCAGCAAAAACAUCCCGGCACAUUCCUGGGGAGUCCUCAGCUGCCAGCAUCUGAUUAGAACCAUAUCUCUCGCCGGGAGUGGCCGCGCCGCUCUGAAGCUCCCUGGCCGGCAGCUAUUUAAGCCGGGCCGGCGGUGUCGGCUGGGCUGCAGCCCGGAGGCUCCGGCGCGGGGAAGUCAUGCUCGCUCCGCAGAGGCGCUAGCAAGCCUGUGUCUGCAGUAGGUUAUGUUCAUUUGAGACUUUUCCAUCUGGGAUCACCUGGUGUCACGAAGUGUCUGUUGGUGCAAGGGUUUGCUGCCUGCCUUCUUACCAUGUCUAACGAAGUUGAAACAAGCACAUCCAAUGGUCAGCCUGAGCAACAGGCUGCUCCAAAAGCACCAUCGAAGAAAGAGAAGAAGAAAGGCUCUGAAAAGACAGAUGAAUAUCUUUUGGCCAGGUUCAAAGGUGAUGGUGUAAAAUACAAGGCCAAGCUAAUUGGUAUUGAUGAUGUGCCGGAUGCAAGAGGGGACAAAAUGAGCCAAGAUUCUAUGAUGAAGCUUAAGGGAAUGGCAGCAGCUGGUCGGUCUCAGGGACAACACAAACAAAGGAUCUGGGUCAACAUUUCCCUUUCUGGGAUAAAAAUAAUUGAUGAGAAAACUGGGGUAAUAGAGCAUGAGCAUCCAGUAAAUAAGAUUUCUUUCAUUGCCCGUGAUGUGACAGACAACCGGGCAUUUGGUUAUGUGUGUGGAGGAGAAGGCCAGCAUCAGUUUUUUGCCAUAAAAACAGGGCAACAGGCUGAGCCUUUAGUUGUCGAUCUUAAAGACCUUUUUCAAGUUAUUUAUAAUGUAAAGAAAAAGGAAGAAGAGAAGAAAAAGACGGAAGAAGCCAACAAAACAGUAGAGAAUGGGAAUGAGACCCUACUGAGUUUUGAUGACCAAGCUAACAAACUGAAAUUGGGUGUUGACCAGAUGGAUUUGUUUGGGGCCAUGUCUACACCUCCUGACCUAAAUAGUCCAACAGAAAGCAAAGAUAUCCUGUUAGUGGAUCUAAACUCUGAAAUCGACACCAAUCAGAAUUCUUUAAGAGAAAAUCCAUUCUUAACAAAUGGCAUCACCUCCUGCUCUCUUCCACGACCAAAGCCGCAGGCAUCCUUCUUGCCUGAAAAUGCCUUUUCUGCCAAUCUCAACUUCUUUCCCACCCCUAAUCCUGAUCCUUUCCGUGAUGAUCCUUUUGCACAACCAGACCAAUCGACACCCUCUUCGUUUGAUUCUCUCAAAUCUCCAGACCAGAAGAAAGAGAAUUCGAGUAGCUUGCCUCCUCCACUGAGUAAUGGGCCCAUGAAUGGUGAUGUUGAUUACUUUGGUCAGCAGUUUGACCAAAUCUCUAACCGAACUGGUAAACAGGAAGCUCAGGCAGGACCGUGGUCUUUUCCGAGUACGCAAACCCAGCCAACAGUGAGGACUCAUAAUGGGGUAUCUGAAAGAGAACACAAUGGCUUCCAUAUCAAAUCCUCCCCGAACCCUUUUGUGGGAAGCCCUCCCAAAGGACUAUCUGUACCGAAUGGCGUAAAGCAGGACUUGGAAAGCUCUGUCCAGUCCUCACCACAUGACUCCAUAGCCAUUAUCCCACCUCCACAAAGUACCAAACCAGGACGAGGCAGAAGGACUGCUAAGUCUUCAGCCAAUGACUUGCUUGCAUCAGACAUCUUUGCUCCUCCUGUCUCAGAGCCUCCAUGCCAGACGUCACCCACAGGACAAUCUGCAGUUCAACAGACCAACCCUCUGGAUCUCUUCAAAACAAGUGCUUCUGCCCCAAUGGGGCCUCUUGCGGGUCUAGGUGGUACAUCAGUUACUCCUCCUCAGGCAGGACCAUGGAGCUCAACACCUUUAGUCUUCAGUCAGCCCACUUCAAUGGUCCCAGGAGCCAUGAUGGGUGGUCAGUCUUCAGGAUUUGGUCAGCCAAUUGUUUUUAGUGCAAGUCCAACUGUUCCAGGUUGGAACCAGUCUUCAUCCUUUGCAGCCUCAACUUCUCCAGCCCCAGUUGUUUGGAGCCCUUCUGCAUCAGUGGCACCCAAUACUUGGUCGUCAACAAGCCCUUUGGGGAAUCCUUUUCAGAGCAAUAUUUUUCCACCCGCUGCCAUGUCCACUCAGUCCUCUUCUAUGCUCUCUUCUAUCCUGGUCACUCCUCCUCAGCCACCCCCCAGGACUGGCCCACCAAAAGACAUCUCCAGUGAUGCCUUCACUGCCUUAGACCCACUUGGGGAUAAAGAAGUCAAGGAGGUGAAAGAAAUGUUUAAGGACUUCCAACUGCGGCAGCCACCUGCUGUACCUGCAAGGAAAGGAGAGCAGACUCUGUCUGGGACUUCCAGUGCCUUCUCCAGUUAUUUCAACAGCAAAGUUGGCAUUCCACAGGAGAACGUAGACCAUGAUGACUUUGAUGCCAAUCAACUGCUGAAUAAGAUCAAUGAACCACCAAAGCCAUCUCCCAGACAAGGUGCCCUGCCAGUUACCAAAGCUGCUGACAAUGCAUUUGAGAACCCUUUCUCUAAAGAUCCUUUCAGUUCAUCGCAAACUUCUAUGACUUCUCCUCAAACCACCUCUCCUGAUACAUAUAGAGAUCCUUUUGGAAAUCCUUUUGCCUAACUUCAGAACUUGGUAUGCUGAUUUUCCAGAGGAACAAAAAGGCUGGCCUUCGUAAUCAAGGACAAAGCUAAUAGCCAGACUCGUCCUGACCUCUGCCCUUGUUCCAGCUCUGACAUAUUACGUGCUGCCUCAUUUCUCAGCGCCUCUUCUACUUGUAAAAAUGCCUUUUACUUUCUGUCUAGGUGAAAGCUAAUCUGAAUCUAUGGCUUUAAAUAAAUUAAGAUCCUAAACUCUCUAGUUUAAGCAUAAAUGAAGUAGUUUCGCUACUGUACCCUUACCUGUUGUGCCCUUAGAACUUCUAGAA